Messenger RNA from Anopheles funestus (African malaria mosquito), 4708 nucleotides. It is a transcript of the gene Ctl2, whose product is annotated as choline transporter-like 2. NCBI's taxonomy places the organism in Eukaryota, Metazoa, Arthropoda, Insecta, Diptera, Culicidae. The record is from RefSeq and is a predicted model, not a curated record. The transcript has 10 exons. Gene Ontology annotation, cellular component: membrane. Gene Ontology annotation, molecular function: transmembrane transporter activity. Bases 1834 to 4086 code for a protein of 750 amino acids. Gene Ontology annotation, biological process: transmembrane transport.
ACAUUGCUUUGAGUUUAUCUAAUGAAAACACAAAAGUUGCUUUCAAAAUUUGUACGAUCACAUUGAAACACAAAAGUCAUAGUGCGGCCGUUUUAUCGUCGAAAAUGUGCGUCCCUGACAGUGUUCCCAUUUUAUGUUUUAGUUAUACGAUAAGGUAUAGAGCGUUUUUUCGCUUGGUAGUGCGUGACUAUUCCACAGUGUUCAAAAAACUGCAACAUAUGAAGGCAUGCUACUAUCAAUGUGUUUGGGACGAAUUUCAUAAGCCAAAUGAGUGAUUAUUUGAGGCAAAUGUACAACUAUACGCCCGCUAGUUUAAAUUCAUUUGAAUGUUUAUUUCAUUAAUUUUAAUAUCCACUAGUCGAAUAGUUAUCAUCAAAAUUAGCAUAAAUAAUUCGUUUGUUUUGUUAUGAGCAGUGAAGUUUGAAUAAAAGCGAAAUGGAAAAAAAAAUAAAAAUGAUUCAUAUUAUUUCCCAAUAUUGCAUAGACAACAAUUUCUUAUUAUUAGACCAGGUUAAAGUUACUCUAACGGAAUAGAUUUUUUGUUCAAUUAAUUUUGUACAUUCGGUGCACGAUUUCCAGAGGCAACUAACACGUCAUGAGUUUGAAAUUGGAUGCUACGAUAUAAUAAUCUAGAGAGACAAAGACAGGUUAAGGCGUGUACAAACAGUGGUAAAUAGAUAGGGAGAGCGCGAGAAUAGCAAAUAGAGGAAGAGAAGAGAAACAGAGACGGAGCAUCGAAACAUCCACAUCAAUAAUUACAGAUCAAAUGCAUCCGAUGCAUUGCCCGUAUAUGCAAUGACCGUGAGAUUGACCUAACGAAUGUAGCCUCAGAUACGUUUAAGUACAAAACUGCAUCCCAGUUGUAAGGCUAACUCCCAACUAUGGAAUAGUUUUCACUAAGUGAAACAUUUGCGAACGGUUGCUCGAAGGGCAAUUUUGUGCCUUUUGUCGCAUAACGCUUACUUGCAUGGUCAGCACCGUACAUGUGUCUGGUGCUGUACCACUUGCCUGUACAGAGAAUGGAUAACCAGUAGCGUGUUAGAGCUCAGUGCGUUCAGCUGUUGAUCAAACACCGAUGUGACUCUAGAGUCACAAACGACUAGCGAUAGAGUGUGUACGAACGGCUCAUCGAUCAGACGCAGUGUGUAGAUCGCGGGCGUCAGUGAAUAGCGUAGUGUAGUGUGCGUAGGUGUCGCUAUUUUGCUAGCAAAUCUUGAAUUUCGACGACGAUACGCAAGCCGGAGUAUUACGAAAUACUACAAGAACAUUUAAGGGGCUUCUUAUUUGCCGUGGUGACGUGUACCGCAUGUAAAGCGGAGACAAAUAUGCGAAACGAUUUUUCCGACUAGUUGUCUAUGUUUUUUACCCAUCUGCGUUGUUGAAUUUCUUUCAUUUUGUGAAUAGGAAGAACGGUUAGCAGCACAACAUAUUCGGAUACGGUAAAAGCCAUAUAAUUCACUAGAGCAUAUAGGUGGCACAAUGUUUCGUCUUCGACCUAACGCUAAUUAUUAGUGCAAAGUUAAACGUUAAUUUCGUCAUUUGUAAAGUGUUUGCGGUGAUUUGUUUAUGUUUUUAAGCAAGAGUUGGGUGUGAAAGUGUUACUUUUUGGCGUGUUUCACACCAACACUAAGUGUAGCAAAGUGGUAUGCGUAUGCGUGCGUUGGUUUUAUUUGCUCAUCACUAACAUUAAGUUAUGCGAUAAGAGACUUUAUCUUAUCAUAUGUACCUUUUCCAUGGUUUGAAGAGUUUCGUAAAGCUCACGCGAUACAAUACAUUUUUCUGACUGCUGUAAACAGUGGCUUUGUGAACCCAGAUUCAUAAACAAUCUAUGCGAUGGGAUUGUGCUGUGGUGGUACAGAUCGUGUGACAAAACAUUCGAAAGAAGACAUUCAACAGGCGGCAGAAAGCGAACCACUUAAACAUGAUCCUGACUUCAAAGGACCUUUAUCGAAACGAUCAUGUACGGAUCUUCCCUGUUUGUUUUUAUUUGUCACUUUUCUUUGUGCUUGGGGUUAUGUAGCACACUAUGCUGUUCAACAUGGCGACCUAAAUCGACUGCUUGUGCCGAUUGAUUCUGAUGGACGAAAAUGUGGUGUUGAUAGCGAAGUGCGCGACGAACCAUAUCUUGUGUUUUUUAACAUAACCGAGUGUGCCAAAAUUGAUGUGCCAAUUUCCGGAUGUAGUACUACACAGGUGUGUGUUAAACAAUGUCCAAAUGAAGAUUUUGAUUUCGAAACCGCCAACUGCAAUCCUUUCAAUCUUGACGAGAUUCGCACAAAAUUAAUAUGCAAGCAAAACGUGAAAAAGACUGACUUAAAGACAUGCCAAAUUAUACGAGAGUACAUCAAAGCCGACAGAUGCGCACAGACGGUUCAAAAGAGCACCUCCUUGGCAAAUCGAUGCGUAUCUAACAUUCCUGAAGGGCAAUGUGCACUCGUGCCUAAGCGAGUUCAUCAACAGCCGGUUGCCAGUGACAAAUUUCAACUUUCAUCUGAACAAUGUAAAGAAAAACGCGAUCUCGAAAACAUUUUAGAAGAAAAAAUUGUUAAACUACAAUCCUUUCUGGCAAGAUACGUCAAUAAUCUCAUAUCCGUUGUAACAAACGACAAUAGCGUGCAUCAGACAAGCCAAAUGAUUGUGGAAGAUAUUUUGGAAUCGUGGCGUAUGAUAUUGGUGUUCGUGGCAUGCUCUGUGCUGGCUAGUUUAAUCCUCAUAACGAUGCUUCGAUGGAUAGCGAAACCAAUGGUUUGGAUUUCAAUUAUCGGUGUAAUUGCAGCACUCAGCUAUGGAGUGUAUUACAGCUUCCGAGAAUAUCAAAGCAUUCGUGCCAAUCCUGUUGCAGCACACGUAAAUGUGUCUCCAAAUCUUAGCUCAUUGGUAAACUCUUGGUUCAAGUCGGAUCAGACCUGGCUGUGGAUACUUAUUGCCUUAUCGGUUAUACUGAUUGUGCUACUCCUGGUCGUGCUGGUUCUACGGAAGAGGAUUGUUAUAGCAAUUGCGCUUGUGAAGGAAGGUAGCAAGGCUGUUAGUGCUAGUUACUCCACCGUAUUUUUCCCCCUUUUGCCAUGGAUACUGCAGGCUGCAGUUUAUUUGUUUGCUCUGCUGGUACUGUUGUUUUUGGCGUCUAUUGGCGAUCCUGUGCAUAAAAUUAAUGGGCUAAAUACAUCAGCUACUUGCCUGUGCAGCAACGGAUACAAGGAAGGAGAUAUUUGUGAUCCUGUCGUAUUCAAUGAAAAUUGUAAAGAUACUAACAGAGCGUAUGACCAAGGUCGAUGCAUUGAUGCUGCAUGUCACUUUCAAGAGGUGGAUACGCCUACCAUAGUUGGAUACUUUCACGCUCUAAAUGUGAUUGGAUUUUUCUGGUGUAUUUGCUUUGUAUCUGCGUUCAGCGAAAUGGUGUUAGCCUUUACAUUUGCUACAUGGUACUGGACGCGGCAGAAGUCUCGCCUGCCAUUUUUCGUUCUGACGCGCGGUGUCACAAGAACGAUCUUGUACCAUCUAGGCACGCUAGCAUUCGGUUCAUUAAUUAUUGCUAUCUGCAAAAUUAUCCGAGCCUUUCUUGAAUAUCUCGAUCACAAACUGAAACGCUAUGACAAUGGAGUAACACGUGCCAUCUUAUGCUGCUGUCGUUGUUUCUUUUGGUGUUUGGAAAGCUUUUUGAAAUUUUUGAACACGAACGCGUACAUCAUGUGUGCAAUUUAUGGAAAAAAUUUUUGCUCUAGUGCAAAAGAUGCUUUCAGUUUGCUCACGCGCAACGUGCUGCGAGUAAUUGCGCUGGAUAAGGUGACGGGAUUCUUGUUCUUCUUAUCUAAGCUAUUGCUUGCUUCUGGUAUGGCAGCCAUAACAUACACUUAUUUCGAUAGUGAUUUGCCGAAAACACCAUUGAAUUUCCCGUUUGUACCAGCUGUGUUUGUGUUCAUUGGAACAUACAUCAUUGCGUCCAUAUUCUUCAGCGUUUACUCUGUUGCUGUAGACACGUUGUUUUUGUGUUUUUUGGAAGAUAUCGAACGUAAUGAUGGCAGUGCUGAGCGCCCAUUCGUCAUGUCUAAAGGAUUGCUCAAAAUACUGGGUAAAAAGCAAAAGUAAAUCGUAACGAUUUCCAAAGAUUGUACUAAUGUGAGUGAAAAUCAUCGCAUAAGAAGUUCAACACAUCAAUUAAAUUCAACAGCAAUAAAUAUUAACAAUUUGUGGUCCACCAUGAAAUACGACACGUUUUGAGGCAGCGAUCCUGUAUAUAUUUGGAAAAAUAGCUGUUCCCUUGUGUAUCUAAAAGCUUACACAAAUAAUCUAAUGUUAAGUCUAUAUUUUUAUACUAAUUUAUACGUAAUAUCAUAGGAAUGAUACAAGCAAAUGCAACAAUGGUUCAGCAGGCUAAGUAAGGCAUUUAAAACAAAGCAUGAAUUGUGAUCGACAAUGUGAAAGGAACUUAUGAAAAUGUUAAAGGAUAGGGUUUAAUAAACUUAUACCAUAUUUUGCAAAUAUGAAUAAUAUAUCUACAUAUUCGUCACAAUACGGAUUACAAUUUUUGAUAUCUUACCUUUGAACAUAAAGCAGUCAUAUUGAAAUCUGGAUCAAAAUAAUCAAUUAGAACUGAAAAAUCUGUGUUCUACCCUGGUAGCACAAAGCGCGGGGAUUUUUUUUGCAUGAACGAUAUUAAACUGUUAAAUGUAAUGGAACAUUGAGCAUGAAUAAAACACAUUUUUUUAAA